UGAACUGGACGGAGGUGAGCUUUACCGAGGACAACCAGCAGGGACUGGGUGCAGAGUCUCCUGACCCACCAGGCCCAGGUGCGCGAGCCCACCCCUCCUCGGUUCACUCCUUCCUCUGCCACCAAAACGAAAUCCAAAACGCCAUUGAAAAUGUGAAGAAGAAGAGUCGAAGCAGGGUCACCACCAGCCGCCCUGUUCCUUAUCCGGGUCGGACUUCGACGAGUUCCGGCGACUAUGUCGCUCGCUCAUUCCAUUCUCUGUAAACCCAUCUUCUUCGCCAAGCCAUCCUCCCUCUUCCUCUUCAACAAGCGCAGUCAUGCCUUCCCCUUCUCCUCCUCAUCCCUCUCUGCGAGCAAAGGUCACCGCAACAAAGCUACGGCGACGGUGGUCUCCCUCCUGGAGGUUGGUGGUGUCAAAAUUGAGAAAAGUGAUGUGGUGAGAGAGGACGAUCCGGGAAACAACGUCCCCGACACCAUAUUCUCGAAGAUCGGGUUGCAGCUGCACCGGAGGGACACGCACCCGAUUGGGAUACUGAAGAAUGCGAUUUUCGAUUACUUCGACUCUAAUUACCCGUCUCGUUUUGUUAAGUUUGAUGAUCUCUGCCCCAUUGUUUCAGUCAAGCAGAAUUUUGAUGAUGUACUGGUUCCUCCUGAUCAUGUCAGCAGGAGCUACAAUGAUACAUACUAUAUAGAUCCUCAUACUGUCUUGAGGUGCCAUACAAGUGCUCACCAAGCUGAGUUGCUUAGAAAUGGGUACACUCACUUUCUUGUUACUGGAGAUGUUUAUCGCAGGGAUUCAAUUGACUCUACUCAUUACCCUGUUUUCCACCAGAUGGAAGGAGUCCGUGUUUUCUCUCCAGGUGAUUGGGCAGAAUCUGGCUUGGAUGGGACUAGCUAUGCAGCAAUGGACUUAAAGAGGUGUCUUGAAGGUUUAGCACGCCAUUUGUUUGGUGCUGUUGAAAUGCGUUGGGUCGACACCUAUUUUCCCUUCACGAAUCCAUCAUUUGAGUUGGAGAUAUUUUUUCAGGAAAAGUGGAUGGAGGUUUUGGGUUGUGGGGUAACUGAGCAAGAAAUAUUGAGAAGAAGUGGUCAAACAGAUAAAGUUGCGUGGGCUUUUGGGCUUGGACUUGAAAGACUUGCAAUGGUUUUGUUUGAUAUACCAGAUAUUCGACUUUUCUGGUCAACAGAUAAGCGUUUUACCUCUCAGUUCUCUGAAGGGAAACUUGGGGUCAAGUUCAAGGCUUUCUCUAAGUUCCCUCCAUGUUAUAAAGACAUCAGCUUUUGGAUCAGCGAUUCAUUCACAGAAAACAAUCUUUGUGAAGUUGUCAGAGGUAUUGCUGGUGAUCUUGUUGAGGAGGUGCAGCUGAUUGAUAACUUUACAAACAAGAAAGGAAUGACAAGUCACUGCUACAGAAUUGCAUACCGUUCGAUGGAGCGUUCCCUCACCGAUGAAGAAAUAAAUCAAUUGCAGUUCAAUGUUAGAGAACAAGUUCAGACGAAGUUGAAGGUGGUUCUAAGAUGAAGUCCUCCUCCACUUGCGAAAGCCAUUUGAGCAAAAUAAUUAAGUUUUUCUCCACCCCAGCCCCCUUAGACGAGAGGAGAAGAGUGUAGAAUUUUCACCAGAAUCUUAUGACAAGUUUUUACCAUUAAAAGAGAAAUGAAUUAAUUGAAA
Molecule: messenger RNA, 1671 nt
Organism: Nymphaea colorata (pocket water lily)
Lineage: Eukaryota; Viridiplantae; Streptophyta; Magnoliopsida; Nymphaeales; Nymphaeaceae
Product: phenylalanine--tRNA ligase, chloroplastic/mitochondrial
Exons: 10
Coding region: 235-1521 (428 amino acids)
Biological process (GO): phenylalanyl-tRNA aminoacylation
Cellular component (GO): cytoplasm; mitochondrion
Molecular function (GO): tRNA binding; ATP binding; phenylalanine-tRNA ligase activity
Source: RefSeq, a predicted model, not a curated record